Messenger RNA from Lipotes vexillifer (Yangtze River dolphin), 708 nucleotides. RefSeq names its product POU class 2 homeobox associating factor 2 (gene POU2AF2). The transcript is spliced from 3 exons. Gene Ontology annotation, molecular function: transcription coactivator activity; sequence-specific DNA binding. Lineage: Eukaryota; Metazoa; Chordata; Mammalia; Artiodactyla; Lipotidae. The record is from RefSeq and is a predicted model, not a curated record. Gene Ontology annotation, cellular component: nucleus. The coding region runs from base 1 to 708 and encodes 235 amino acids.
AUGCCAGGCUCACCGGUGAUGUCAGGUUACUAUGGUGUCAGGAGAUCCCUCCUAACGGACUCGGACUUCCACAACAGUAAACAGUUCGCAAACGAUGCCUGCACCCGAACUGUGGUGAAGAACUUUGCCUGCGAGUCCUCGGCAGGGCAGGGCCACCCGGCCCACGUGGACUCCUACUUCCCGGAGCUCUACGGGGACCACCGCCCCACGGCCCUGACCCCCAACAGCGGCUCCCUAAUCAGCGCCUCAGUCCUGCCACAGCUCCUGCCGCUGCCCUUCCCCAGCGAGUCCGCACACUUCGUGCUGAGGGACUCGUGGGAGCAGACGGUGCCCGAAGGCCUCAGCCAGCCAGACCCCGUGCCGGCCGAUGCCGUGCAGAGCUUGGCGCCCAGCACAGGCUGCCUCUCCCAGCUAGAGUCGGGGAGCACUGCCCAGCACAGGAGCUCCAGUUGGGCGGCCCCCCUAGCGGGGGUUCAGUCCUAUUCUCUGCACACACUGGAGGAUCUGUACCACAUGCAGGGGUACCCAACCCCAUCCCCCUACCCCUUCACCUCUUUCAUGACAAUGUCCAAUGACCCACCACCCAAGGUGGGGCCCUUCUCCCCAGACGAGGGGGCAGACACCUCUGUCCUCCAGGACCCUUCUCUGUGGAACAAAGAAGAUGGGAGCCUGGCAUGGGGGGCAUAUGAGUGCCGCCAAGCUUACUGA